CUCUCUAAUAGGUUUAUUUGAACAUUUUAAAAAUAAUGGCUUUGGAUUUUCGACGGGAAUGGGUCAAAAAUACCGUGACGCGAGUGUUCGGCCUGAACUCGGACCAUUACUUCGAGGACAUGAUGGCCAGCAACGAAGAGCUGGAAGACAAACUGUCCUGCUACCUCGAGGACGAUCUGUUGGACCAGGAACUGGACACUACAAAUAAUAGAUUUUUCUACGUGUACAGGAACUCGUUUGAAAAAUUGAUCGAGAAAGAAAUCUUGGUUCCUCAAAUUGUACAAAAAAUCCCCAUACAAAAAGAAGUCGUUGAUGAGGUCUUGGAAAAACCCAAAAAGAAAAAAGGCGGAAAAGAAAAACCCAAAAAAGGAAAAAAAGGCAAAAAAACUCCUGAAGCUAUUGGCGAAAAUGAUCCAAAACCAGAAGAAAAAAUCCUCGAAGAACAAGUGCCAGAACAGCGAGUGGAAUCAGUUCAAGAAACUGCCGUACAAGAUUUGCCUGGCACUGAAACCCCUUUAACUGAAACUGAUGAAGCUUCUACCUUACCAUCUGCUGAUGUUACCGAUGUAGAGACAUCAGAUGUAGAAGAUGCAGCUGGUAAGGGCAAAAAGAAGAAGAAAGGGAAAAAGGACAAGAAGCAUAAAGGGAAAAAGAAGACAGUGGAAGAAGCCGUAAAAGAAGAAGAACUCGAAGAGGAAACAGAUGAAGUCAUUUAUGUCCCAAAAAUCAUCCAAAGAUUAGUAACAGACUACAGCCUCACUGGCGGGUUUGAUUGGAUAUCGGAAGGCACAGUAAACACUGAUAUAAAGUUUGUCUAUUUUUUCCGACGGACUGAAGUGGGGAUUCCAAAUUUUGACGAUAUGGAAGACGCAAACAUUGAAUUGCCCAAGUACAUCAUUAUUGGCUCGGUGCCUAGAAAUUUCAUACAGAACGUUACGUUUUUGACCAGAGAGUUGUUCAUGCGGUUGUUCAGGUCCACUUUCAUGGAACCGAUGCUGAGAAAAGGCAAAGAGGAGGGAUUCGACGAGGAGAAUCCUGACGAAGGCUUUAAGCGAAGGUCUAUGAAGGUAGCGAAUGAGGCUAAAAAACAAAUGGAACGUUUUUCGGUUCAUGCCUCAAUUGCAGUCUCUGAUGAUGAAAAGUCGAAUACGCCACUGAAAGACGAAUUGUUAUGUGAGAUCGGUGCUUUUGGAACCACCCUGCAAUGGGUAUGCGAGCACGUUGAAGACGAUAUAGAUUUACCAAUGGUUGACUUGUCAGAAAUUCUUAAAGCUGAUAAAACAAACGAAGAGCUUAUUCGCGAUCCCGUAGUAGUUGAAGCAUUGGAGGAUGCUGUCAUGGGCUGGGAAAAGCAUAUUAUUAAAGUCAUUGAUAGCUAUUUGGCAAAGACUCCUAUUGGUAAUGGUCCAUUACCCGAAUUUGAUUAUUGGCAUGAGAGAGAAGCCGCAUUUAGCGCUAUAGUAGAACAAUUAAAGAAGCCCACCCUAGUCCACAUAAGUACCCUAUUGUCUAUGGCCCAUUCUGAUAUUGUAGAAGCUUUUAUGCAUUAUCAAAUUGAACUGAAACAAUACUAUGCCGAAGCAAGGGAUAAUGUUAAAUUUUUGUCUACAAUCAAAAGACAUUUGAAGAUUAUAGACGGAAGUUAUGAUUUCCGGAAAGUUAAAGAUAGUAUACCGGAUUUAAUGGAAGGAUUGCACUUGAUUUGGGUGUUGUCAAGGUACUACGACACCGAUGAAGUUAUGGUACCUUUUAUGGAAAGAAUCGUUUGGUGUUUGCUAGAAAAAGUUCGGAAGGUUUUAGAUAGCAAAUAUAUUUUCAGGAAGGUUAUAAGUGACGUAAAAAAGAUAACUUUAGAUGCGGCAGAUAUGCUGGAUAUUUGGAAAGCGUCCUACAUGGCAACGCGGCAAAAAAUUGAGGAUUCUGGUAAGGGGCAGCGGUGGGAAUUUGAUAAAAACAAGUUGUUUGCCGCCUCGGAUUAUAUGGCCAAGGUUUGCAGAGAUAUCCAUAAAUUUGCUAUGACUGUCGGUCAUUUCAAAAAUAUUUUCGGAGCAGAACUAAGAGCAAUCGUAAGCGAUCCGCAAACCAUCGAUAACGUCGCGAAACGAGUCGAUAGAUUAUCAAUUCAAAUCGAAAAUAUAGACUUCGACAUUUUCGAUCCAAACUGCAAAGAAAAUUGGGAUGCCGUAUUGUCUAAUCACGACAAAGAAGUCAGAAAACUUGAACUGGAGGGUGUCAAUUUCAUCGAUCAGAGUUUCAAAAUGAUUCGAUCCUCUGAAGCCGCUUUAGAAAUGAUGCUGAAAUUUAAGCAUAUAGAGACGCGUGUCGUGAUUCAAAAUAAAUUAAUGCAAAAAUUCGACGUUAUUUUGGAUCAAUAUACGAAAGAAAUUUUGGCCGUCGAUGACAACUUUACGAGAAAUAAAAGACACCCAAAUCUGAACAGAGACAUGCCACCACACGCAGGGGCCAUUUAUUGGGUGCGUUUGCUAUUUUAUAAAUUAAAAAAGCCAAUUUUAAAAUUCCAAAAUGUCGUCGAACUAAUGAACUCUCCUUUAAGAGAAGAGGCUUUUGAUUCUUAUUUGAAAUUGGCUAAAGAAUUACGGGCAUAUGAACAAGCCAAAUUGGACGAUUGGAUAGAUAGUUACGGACCGCUUGUGGAAAAAGUGAUGCAGCUGGAGGUACUGAAAGUAACUGAAACUACUAAAAAGGCCAAGAUGUUCAAACGAACCAGAAGCUCGUUAGGGCGCAGCAGUCAGCAACUAUUCAGUUCUGUAACUAGUGGGAAUGCAGCUGUCAAAUCUUUAAUACCAAUCAAAACUGGAAAAAAACCGCAAAGACCAUCAUUAACUACUUAUUCGGCUGUCAAUUUGAUGGAGAGAGUUCAUUCUCAAAAAAAUUUAACUUGGCACGAAAUUAUGGGCAACAAUAUUAUGAUCGAUUUCAGCUCGAAAUUUGAUUUGAAUUUUGAUCCGUCGUUAUGGAACUGCUUUAAAUGUAUCGAGACUUUCGAGCUGCUGAAGUUCAAAUUGCCUGAGAAUUUGAGAUUGAUUGCCAUGAGGAAGGAACAGUGUUCGAAGAAUGUUAACGCUGUUAUUAGGAUGUUGAAGAUGUAUAAUGAUAUUAUGGAUAAGUUGACGCCACCACAGAUCGUUCUACUGAAAUCCAAACUCCAUGACGUCGAACUUUACAUCCAACAAGGCCUUUCCAGAGUGAAAUGGUCCUCUUUAAGCGUUUAUGAAUAUGCGGAAGAUUGCGAGGCCCAAAUUAUAGCUUUAAAUACAGUUUACGAACACAUAGAACAUAUUGAAAAAGACUUGUUCAGACGAGUCAAAAUGCUUUUGAACGCAAACCUUUUUGAAUUUGACCCAGUUAGCGUCGAGCCUACGAGACUUCCUUGCAAGCAGUUUUAUAAUGCCAUGUAUGAAAAACGAACCGAAAAAGUAGCAAGUUUAUACAAAAUUUACGAAUCAUUUGGCCCAAUUUUGGUGAAACUAGAAUAUCUGGUAUUGAAUAGCAACACUGGAAAUUGCCCUGAAAUGUUUAGCUAUUACUACUAUUGGGAAGCAGAAAUUUACAAAGCUCUUAUUGGCAUGACUAUGAGAAAUCUUGGUUUAUUUGCCAAAAAAUUUGAGGAUAAAGUAUUGCUAUUUCAAGUUGACGCUUUAGUAAUGACUCCGGAAAUAUUACUCAGACCCAAUGCAGCCGAGGUUUACAAUUUAACUUUACGUAAUACUCACGAUUUUAUAGACAGGCUACGUCUGUUUCCUCGCUGGGCAAACGAAACUUGCAUCAUGUGCAAGCCAAUUCCAGUUUCAAAAAAAGAAGAUUUUUUGUUUAGUUUUUAUGAUGAAAUUAUAAAUGCUGCUGACGUUAAUGAUGCUACACAAAGACUACAAGAUGUUGUUCGAAAAUCUAUUCUGAAUGUGCAAAAACAUAUACAAAAAUUUAAACGUUACAAACUUUUGUGGACAGUUGAAAAACAAUCUGCUUGUGAAAAAUUUAUGGCUGGCAUGGUGACUUUGGAAAAUUACGAUGAAAAAUUUAUGUAUUACAAAGAUAUAAUUGAAACUAUAAAAUCUUAUAAGGAAUAUAUGGAUAUCGACAGUUUGAGAUUACAUCUAAAACCUUUGUUAGAUACUAUAGUGCAACAUUGCCUUCAAUGGAAAACGACUUUAGGAAGUUUAUUAGAUGCCGAUACUGUAGUGAAAAUGAUGGAAAUGAAACGAAAAAUUGACGAUCUUAAAUCUAAGAUAAUACAGCACAUUAAAGGCCUCGAAAAGUUUAAGACAGUUAUGCAAGCCAUAACAGCGAUACGAAAAUACAAUAUACAAGCUGAACUAGAUUAUUUACGAUUUCAAGAUAUUUAUGCAAUGCUGAGGCAACAUGAGUUUGAAUUCGAUCCUGCACAUGAGGCUAUGGCUUACCAACUGGAACAAGAUUGGCAAGAGUUGUUAAUAUCCGGAUUAUACAGGGAACAAACACUAGAGUCUACCAAAGAACGUUUUGCUUUGCUUACGUUAGAUGAAAUUAACACAUUUUUAGAUGAACUAGCAGAGUUUUUGAAAAGAUUCGAGCAUGAGGGCCCCGGAUCUGUCGGAGAAGACUUAGACAACGGCACGAAACUUAUGGAAGAAUACCGGAUUGAAUUUGACACUCUAGAAGCCCGUAGAAUUGAGUUAGUCAAUGCAGAAAUGUUAUUUGACAUUCCUUUAGCUGAUUAUUCAGAUUAUUUACAAGCCAAACAAGAUUUUGAGGGCAUGGAUGUGAUUUAUAAAGUUUAUAAGGCCCAAAAACACGCGAGAGAAUUAUGGGGUAAGACUUUAUGGGCUAAUUUGAACCCACAAGCUUUGCUUGAUGGAAUCGACGGGUUUUUAAAAGAGUUUAGAAAAAUACCCAAAGAAAUUCGCGCAAUGGAUGUAGGAUUAACGUUGGAACUUAAAAUGAAGCAAUUUAGAAAUUCUAUACCUUUAAUGGUUGCUCUAAAGAACGAGGCUUUAAGAGACCGCCAUUGGAAGAAACUAAUGACUAAAACUGGUAUAACAUUUGAUAUGGCACCCGACAGAUUUACGUUGGAUAAUAUGUUUGCCAUGGAACUUCAUAGGUUUCAAGAUAUUGCUGAGGAAAUUAUUAAUAAUGCCAUUAAGGAGUUGGCAAUUGAGCGAGGUGUCAUGGAAAUUGCUGAUACCUGGAAAACGGUGGCAUUUAUUGUGAUUAAACAUUUGAAAGGGACCGACGAUAGAGGUUUUAUUAUUGGAGCCACUGAUGAAAUUAUGCAAAUAUUAGAAGAUAACUCUAUGAAUUUGCAAAGUAUGGCGGGCUCUCAGUUCGUAGGACCGUUUUUGCCUCACGUACAAAAAUGGGAGAAGACUCUGGCACAUAUUGGUGAAGUAAUUGAUGAAUGGUUGGCAGUACAAAGAAAGUGGUUAUAUUUAGAAGGAAUUUUUGUAGGGGGUGAUAUAAGAGCUCAACUACCAGACGAAGCCAAAAAAUUUGACGAGAUUGAUAAAUUUUUUAGGAAGAUCAUGAUGGAAACUGCUAAAAGACCUAUUGUAUUAGAAUGCUGCACCGUGCAAAGUCGCUUAGAAGAACUUCAGGAUUUAAGCGUAGGUCUCGACAAAUGUCAAAAAUCUUUGAACGAUUACCUUGACGCAAAAAGACGAAGAUUUCCAAGAUUCUAUUUUAUAUCUACAGAAGAAUUAUUGUCAAUUUUAGGAAGCAGCGAACAUACAGUAGUCCAAGAACAUAUGAUAAAAAUGUUCGAUAAUAUAAAAUCUUUACGCUUCACCACUGACUCUAAUGAUAGAGUAAUUGCCUCAGCAAUGAUUUCAUCAGAAGGGGAAGUGAUGGAGUUUAGAAACCCCGCAAUGAUUGAAGGAAAAGUCGAAGAUUGGAUGAAUGAAGUUUUAAAAGAAAUGAGACGGUCAAAUAGAUUUAUAACAAAAAGCUCCAUAUAUUAUUACGGGAAAAUCCGUAGACCUCGACCUAAAUGGAUGCUAGACUAUCAAGGCAUGGUAUGUCUGAUAGGAAGUCAAGUUUGGUGGACGGCUGAAGUGGAGGACGUAUUUGCCAAAAUUAAAAAAGGAAAUAAAAGAGCCAUGAAAGAGUACUUGCAGCAACUCAAUAAUCAAUUAGAUGAAAUCGUGUUUACUGUCAGAGCUGAUUUAACUACCAAUGACCGUACAAAAUUUCGUACUAUAGCCAUUGUCGAGGUGCACGCGAGGGAUAUUGUAGAAAACUUUGUACGAGACAGCGUAACAGAUAUAUCCGAAUUUGAAUGGGAAAGUCAAUUGAGAUUUUAUUGGGUUAAUCAUUUGGAUAAUUUAUGGGUAACCCAAUGCACGGGCUCAUUUGAAUAUGGUUAUGAAUAUAUGGGCCUGAAUGGUAGAUUAGUUAUAACACCCUUGACUGAUAGGAUUUAUUUAACUAUAACUCAGGCUUUGAUAAUGCAUAUGGGAGGAGCUCCUGCAGGGCCCGCGGGUACAGGAAAAACUGAAACUGUUAAAGAUUUAGCCAAAGCCCUAGCUUUAUUGUGUAUAGUAACUAAUUGUGGAGAGGGCAUGGAUUAUAAAGCUAUCGGUACGACCCUUGCAGGCUUGUCACAAUGUGGCGCCUGGGGAUGUUUUGAUGAGUUUAACAGAAUCGAUAUAUCAGUGUUGUCAGUGAUAUCAACUCAACUACAAACGAUAAAAAGCGCUUUGAUGAUGAGGCUGGAACGUUUUACCUUCGAAGGUGUUGAAAUUGCCUUGGAUUCUAAAGUAGGCAUUUUCAUAACCAUGAAUCCUGGUUAUGCUGGUCGUACUGAACUGCCUGAAUCUGUUAAAGCCCUAUUCAGACCUGUAGUAUGUAUUGUGCCGGAUCUAGAAAUGAUUUGCAUGAUUUCAUUAUUUUCCGAUGGAUUUUUAGAGGCCAAAGUACUGGCUAAAAAAAUGACUGUGCUAUAUAAACUCGCGAGAGAACAAUUAUCUAAGCAAUUCCAUUAUGAUUGGGGCUUGAGAGCUUUAAAUGCUGUGCUUAGAAUGGCUGGUGUGCUUAAAAGAGCUUCGCCAGAUAUUAAAGAAGCCUUAGUUUUAAUGAGAGCCCUUCGUGACAUGAAUCAUCCCAAAUUUGUUUACGAAGACGUGCCUUUAUUUCUGGGAUUAAUCAGAGACUUAUUUCCGGGCAUGGAUUGUCCUAGAGUCGGCUAUCCAGACCUCAAUGCAGCAGUGGAAAAAGUUUUAGAAAAAGAACGCUACAUAAUUUUACCUUAUCAAGAAGACAAAGUUGUUCAAUUAUAUGAAACAAUGAUGACGAGGCAUUCUACAAUGCUUGUAGGCCCUACUGGCGGUGGCAAAACUGUUGUGAUUAAUGUACUGGCUAAAGCGCAAACUCUUUUGGGCUUACCAACGAAAAUUUUUACAUUGAACCCCAAGGCGUGUAGUGUAAUAGAACUAUAUGGAAUCCUCGAUCCGUUAACGAGAGACUGGACUGAUGGUUUACUAUCGAAUAUAUUCAGAGACAUGAAUAAACCUACAGAAAUACCCGAAAGAAGAUACAUUUUAUUUGAUGGCGAUGUAGAUGCUUUAUGGAUAGAAAAUAUGAACUCAGUUAUGGAUGAUAAUAGAUUAUUAACUUUAGCUAACGGAGAACGAAUUCGACUCAACACUCCAAUAUGUGCAUUAUUAUUUGAAGUUGGUGAUCUGCAAUUUGCCUCUCCUGCAACAGUUUCAAGAGCAGGCAUGGUUUACGUAGAUCCUAAAAACUUAGGCUAUCAACCUUAUUGGGAUAGAUGGGUGCAAAGUAGAAAACACUUGCCUGAACGUGAAGCAUUUUCAGAUUUUUACGAAAGAGUCGUUAGAGAUUUGAUGGCCUAUGUCCUUGAAGGCACUCUUGGAAACAAACAAGUAUCCCCUUUGAAAACAGUCAUCCCACAAACUGGCUUAAAUAUGAUUACUCAACUUUGUCACGUUAUUGACGCUAUUUAUCCACAACCAAUAGAAGAUAAUCGUGACCCCGAAGAAGAAGUAGAGAUUGAUUUAGUUAAUGCAAUAUUUUUAACGUCGCUUUAUAAUUCUGUUGGAGCAGCUCUUAUAGAUUCUUGUAGAUUAGAAUUUGAUGAUUACAUAAAAUCCGCUAUAUCUAUGUUAAAUCACAACGACUCUAUUGAAGAUCCGUGUGACCUAUUUCAUUGGCCUACGCAUCGUUCUACGAUGUACGAUUACUUUUUGAAUAUUAAAAAUAAAGUUUGGAUUGCCUGGGAUUGGUUGGUGCCUGGAUAUAUUCACGAAACCAAUUUGAGAUUUUCACAAAUCUUAGUACCAACUGUUGAUACCGUCAGAGUCACAUAUAUAUUACAAUUAAUGAAUCAAAUUAAACGUCCGAUUGUUUUGGUUGGCGAUACUGGAACAUCUAAAACAGCCAUUAUUCAAGACUUUUUACGUCAUUUAAAUCCAGACGUAUUUAUUUUGUUGAAUAUUAAUUUUUCAUCAAGAACUUCUUCGAUGGAUGUUCAAAUGAAUUUAGAGUCCGCAGUAGAGAAACGUACUAAAGAUAUUUAUGGGCCACCGAUGGGCAAGAAGCUUAUAUGUUUUAUCGAUGAUAUGAACAUGCCACAAGUUGAUGAAUAUGGUACUCAGCAGCCGAUAGCCUUGUUGAAGUUGUUAUUUGAACGAGGAGGCAUGUAUGAUAGAGGCAAAGAUUUAAAUUGGAAGUUUUUGAGAGAUAUUUCAUAUUUUGCCGCAAUGGGAGUAGCUGGCGGUGGCAGAAAUGAAGUCGAUCCAAGAUUUAUAUCAAUGUUUACUGUGAUGAAUUUAGUUUUCCCUACAACUUCGACAUUGCAACAUAUUUAUUCGUCAAUUUUAUCUGGGCAUUUAGAAACCUUCGAGCCUGAAGUUCAAGUUGCUGACAUAUUACUCACAAUGACUUUAAAUUUAUAUAACGAGUUAAUAAUUCAUCUACCACCGACGCCUAGCAAGUUCCAUUACAUUUUUAAUAUGCGUGAUUUAUCUCGGGUCACUGCAGGCUUAUGUAAAAUAACUCCAAAAUUCUUUCAAACUUUACCGCAAAUUGUGAGAGUUUGGAGAAAUGAGUUUUCCAGAGUGUUUUGCGAUCGUUUAAUUAGUAUCGAAGAUCAAAAAUAUGUUAGACAUGAACUGAUUGAGCAAAUAAGAAAAUAUUUUCCUAAGGCAAGUCAGAAGGUUGCUGAAGUCGCGGGACCACGGCCCGGCGAUGACGAUUUCGUAUUUAUACCCGACGAAGAAAAACCGAAACAACAAAUUGAAGAGGUCGAAAACAAAGAGGAAGAAGUUGAUGUUUUAGAAUAUUCGAUGCGCGAUCCAUUACUUUUUGGAGAUUACCGGAAUGCAAUUAAUGAAGGGGAUCCUAGAGAUUAUGAAGAUCUAUUAGAUUAUGAUGCGAUUUACUUUUUAUUUCAAGAAAUUAUUGAACUUUACAAUGAACGAAAAGAAAAAUUAAAUAUUGUACUCUUUAAUGAUGCCCUGGAGCAUCUAACCAGAGUCCACAGGGGUUUGCGUUUGGAAAAAGGCCACGUGAUGCUAGUUGGCGUGGGUGGGUGUGGAAAAGCUAGUUUGACGAGAUUGGCAGCUUUCACCGCCGGUUGUGAAAUGUUUUCUAUAAUACUUUGUAGAGGCUAUAACGAGAUUAUGUUCAAAGACGACUUGAAAACCUUAUAUAAUCAAUUAGGCGUUGACAAGCAACCCACCGUAUUCUUCUUUACCGCUGCCCAAAUAGUUGAAGAAGGUUUUUUGGAAUUUAUUAACAAUAUUUUGAUGAUUGGGUAUGUGCCUUCAUUAUUCACUGAUGAUGAAAAGGAACAAAUUACAGGUCAAUGUAGACCAGCUGCUGUAGAAGCAGGAUAUGGAAUUAGCAAAGACAAUGUUUGGCAUUAUUUCAUAGACACAUGUGUAGAUAAUUUACAUGUAGUUUUAUCAAUGUCGCCUACAAGUGACGUAUUAAGUAAGCGCUGUAGAAAUUUUCCUGGAUUAGUUAAUAACACCACAAUCGAUUGGAUAUUUCCUUGGCCUUUGCAAGCCCUAUUUGCUGUAGCCUCAGUGUUUUUGAAAGAAAACGUUCACAUUCCUGAGCAAUACAGAGACACGAUUAUUGAGCACGUAGUUCACGUCCACCAAACAGUUAAUACAUUCACUGCAAACUAUCUAAUAAUGUUGAGAAGAAAAAAUUACGUCACGCCAAAACAUUAUUUAGAUUAUAUCACAACUUACUUAAGACUCCUAGAAGAAAAAGGCAUCUACAACAAGGCCCAAUGCGAUCGUUUAAAAAGCGGUUUAUCAAAAAUUGAAGAAGCCAGUGGAGAAUUAGCAAUUUUAAACGCUAGACUGGAAAAACAAAAAAUUGUUGUUGGUAAAGCAACAGCCGAAUGUGAAGCUAUGUUGGCUGAAAUUGAAGAAGGCACCAACAAAGCUACAGAGAAAAAAGAUAUCGCUUCAUUGAAAAGUCAAGAAAUUGAAGAACAAGCUAGGAUCAUUAGUAUAGAGCAAGCUGAUGCUGAAGAAGCUUUAUCAGCCGCAUUGCCAGCUCUAGAAACUGCUCGGCUAGCUUUGUCCGACUUAGACAAAAAUGAUAUUACUGAAAUUCGUUCUUUUGCCACACCACCAGAAGCUGUGCAAGUUGUUUGCGAAUGCAUAACGAUUCUCAGAGGGUAUAAAGAAGUUUCUUGGAAGUCUGCGAAAGGCAUGAUGGCUGAGGGUAAUUUCUUACGAUCAUUACAAGAAAUGAAUUGUGAUGCCAUUACAUUAGCUCAGCAACGCGCUUGUAAGGCUCACAUGAAAAAAUCCUCAAAACUGGAUGAAAUGGCUUCUGUAAGCAAAGCUGGUUUUGGCCUAUUAAAAUUCGUUCAAGCUGUAUUAGGAUAUUGUGCUGUAUACAGAGAAGUAAAACCAAAGAAAGAUCGAGUAGAGCAACUCGAGGCUGAAUAUAGUGCAGCCAAACGUAAUUUAGAAAAACUGUAUAACGAAAUUGCCAAGUUAGAAGCUGAUUUGGAUAAAUUAAAUCAAAAGUAUGCUGUUGCAAUGAAGCGAAGGCAAGAAUUGCAAGAGGAAACUGAUAUAAUGAUGAGACGGCUCGAGGCUGCUGAUAAGCUUAUUUCAGGUUUAAGCUCCGAAAAAAUUCGCUGGACCGAAGAGCUCAACAAUUUGAACAUAGAAAGAGAACGUUUAGUUGGUAAUUGUUUGUUAUGCUCGGGAUUUUUAGCUUAUUGCGGUCCAUUUACGUACGAAUUUAGACGAGAUAUGGUUUAUGUUAAUUGGCAAGAUAAUAUUUUGGAAAGGCAAAUACCUCUAACAGUACCAUUCAGGUUAGAAACAAAUUUGACCACUGAUGUGGAAAUAAGUCAAUGGGUCUCAGAAUCGCUACCUCCUGACGAACUGUCAAUUCAGAAUGGAAUUUUAGCUAUUAGAGGAUCAAGAUUUCCUUUGUGCAUUGAUCCACAACAGCAAGCAUUGAAUUGGAUUAAAAAACGCGAAGAGAAAAAUAAUAUGAAACUUCUUAGCUUCAACGACACUGAUUUCUUGAAGCAUUUGGAUAUGUCUAUAAAAUAUGGAGCUCCAGUCUUAUUUCAAGAUUCCGACGAUUAUAUCGAUCCGGUAGUAGAGGAUGUAAUACAAAAAAAUUUGAAAUCCAUUGGUGGUCGCGUAUUUGUGAUUCUAGGGGAUAAGGAAGUCGAUUGGGACCCAAAUUUCAGGCUUUACAUGACCACCAAAUUUGCUAAUCCAAUUUUCAAUCCUUCUGUCUAUGCUAGCGCAGUCGUUAUCAAUUAUACUGUAACAUUAACAGGCUUGGAAGAUCAACUUUUAAGUGUUGUAGUCAGAAAUGAAAGGCCCGACUUGGAAGAGCAAAGAGAAAUGCUCAUAGCAGAAACAAGCGAAAAUAAAAAUUUAUUGCAAGUAUUAGAAGAUUCUUUGUUGAGAGAAUUAUCUACUACAACAGGAAAUAUGCUUGAUAAUGUUGAAUUAGUGACUACAUUGGAGAAUACGAAAAGCAAAGCUAAUGAAGUUAUGGAAAAAUUAGAGCUUGCAGCACAGACUUCCAAAGACAUUGACAAACUUCGUGACGUGUAUAGGCCAGUAGCCAAAAGAGGUGCCAUAUUAUUUUUCGUUCUUUCCGACAUGGCAGGUGUUAAUGCUAUGUACCAAUACUCUUUGGCAUCGUAUCUAGAAGUAUUCUCGUUUUCUCUAAGAAAAGCUUUGCCGCACACCAUAUUGGAUAGACGUUUGCAAAAUAUCAUCAACACGUUGACAAAGAAUGUGUAUGAUUAUGGUUGCACUGGAAUAUUUGAGAAACAUAAGCUUCUGUAUUCGUUUCAAAUGACUGUUAAACUAGAACAGCAUGCCGGCGGUCUUUCCCAACCUGAAUUAGACUUCUUUAUUAAGGGUAGCAUAAGUUUGGAAAAAUCCACUCGAGAACGUCCAGCGACAUGGCUCGCCUCUCAAGGCUGGGAAAACAUUCUAAAGCUUUCCACCGACUUUCCAUUACAAUUCGAAAACUUGCCAAAUCAACUCGAACGUAAUAUCGAAAUAUGGCAGAACUGGUACGAUAUGGAUGCUCCUGAAGCCGCAGAGUUUCCUUUCGACUACAGUACAACUUUGAAACCCUUCCAAAAGCUCUUGUUGCUAAGAUGUUUUCGAAUAGACAGAGUUUAUAGGGCCGUGGGAGACUAUAUAACUGAAAUUAUGGGGGAAGAGUAUAUCAUGCCCCCGGUGAUCAGCAUGGAUAGUAUUUUUGAGCAAUGUAGUCCGACAACGCCGGUUGUGUUCAUCUUGAGCCCUGGAUCUGAUCCUACAGCUGAUUUAAUGAAGUUAGCAGAUAGGUGUGGUUUUGGUGGAGGUAAAUUCCGUUAUCUUUCCCUUGGUCAAGGCCAAGAAACCACUGCCCUACAAUUAUUGGACACUGCCAUAUCCAGAGGCCAAUGGCUGAUGUUCCAAAAUUGCCACUUGCUUUUGGCCUUUAUCAAGCGCCUGGAAAAGCACAUUGAAAAAAUUAGCAAGCCUCAUCCAGAUUUUCGUCUGUGGUUGACUACAGAUCCCGUCGCCACGUUUCCUAUUGGAAUUCUGCAAAGAUCAUUAAAAGUUGUCACUGAACCACCCAACGGACUUAAGCUGAACCUGCGUAACACCUUUUUCAAAAUGCGCGGCCAACUUCUGGACUCGUGCUCACAUGCAUCCUUCAAGCCACUCGUCUACGUAUUGGCUUUCUUCCAUGCGGUAGUUCAAGAACGCAGAAAAUAUGACAAAAUCGGCUGGAAUAUUUGUUAUGAUUUUAACGAGUCUGAUUUCAACGUAUGCGUUCAGAUUCUGGAUACUUAUUUGACUAAAGCCUUUAAGGCAAAAGAUCCUAGAAUACCAUGGAAUAGUUUGAAAUAUUUGAUUGGCGAGGUGAUGUAUGGCGGCAGGGUGAUUGACGAUUUUGACAGAAGGAUAGUCGCGACUUAUAUGGACGAAUAUAUGGGAGAUUUUUUGUUUGAUACAUUUCAGCCUUUCCAUUUUUAUCAGGAUGAUACUGUUGAUUAUGUUAUACCGCAAGAUGGCAAUAAGGAAGAUUAUAUUGCUUUUAUUGACGAAUUACCUUUGGCAAACAGUCCAGAAGUUUUCGGACUUCAUUCUAAUGCAGAAAUUGGAUACUAUACUCAAGCUACAAAGGAAAUGUGGAAUAUUUUGAUUGAGUUGCAACCUCAAGUUUCAACUUCUGAAAAAGGUAUCAGUAGAGAAGAAUUCAUCGAAGCAGUAGCUAACGAUGUUCUCAAAAAAAUCCCAGAAGAAUACGAAGUAUGGAAAGUGCGACGCUAUUUCCAAAGAAUGAUGUCGCCUACUAUAGUUGUACUACUACAAGAGCUGGAGCGUUUCAACAAACUCAUUUCCGCCAUGAGAAGAUCCCUAAUUCAAUUGAAAAAAGCUCUGGCAGGGGAAAUUGGCAUGGACAGUGUUUUGGACAACGUGGCUUAUUCGUUGUUUAACGGACAACUGCCAAAUAUAUGGAGGAAACUAGCGCCAGCUACUUGUAAGAACUUGGGAGGAUGGAUGGAGCAUUUUGAGGCUAGGCAGCUACAAUAUUUUUCAUGGUCCACUACAGGUGAACCAGCAGUACUGUGGAUAUCAGGCCUGCACAUUCCGGAGACUUAUUUGGCAGCCUUGGUGCAGAUUUCUUGUAGAUUGCAUAAUUGGCCACUGGAUAGAUCUACACUCUAUACUUACGUUUCCGAGCAUGUAGAUCCCGCAGAUGUUAUUUUACGACCAGCUGCGGGUAAUUGUCUCCUGCACGGUCUCUACUUAGAAGGAGCAGCCUGGGACGUUGAAAAUAACUGCCUGAAGAAAUCAACCCCGAAAAUUCUCAUUGAGAAACUUCCAGUAUUGGGAGUAGUGCCUAUAGAAUCGUUCAGAUUAAAGCUCCAAAAUACUUUGAAGACUCCAGUGUAUACUACGUCAUUAAGACGAAACGCUAUGGGGGUUGGUUUGGUUUUUGAGGCUGAUUUGAGAACAACAGAACAUAUAAGUCAUUGGGUGUUGCAAGGAGUGUGUUUAGUGUUAAACACAGACUAAGAUUAAACUGUGUUGAAUUUGAUAAAAAAAGGGAUAGUAUUUUGAAAAAAAAAAGAUACCUAACCAAAAGGAAACAAUUAAGUUAUAAACGCGCAAAAGACGUUAGACCAUAUUAUGUGUUUGUAGCAGUUUACUUCAAAGACUGAAAGCUAUAUAAGCUGUAGUUUUAAGAGUUUUUCAUGUGUUAUUUUGAAACUAGUUUCCAAGACUGAGUUAAGUUUGUCAUAUUUUACUGUAAGGUGUUCUUUGUAUUUCUUUGUUACCUGCAAUACUUUCUAAAUAAAUAAUCCAACUCUGUGUUUUCCUUUUUUUAUUUAU
Molecule: messenger RNA, 14861 nt
Organism: Ceutorhynchus assimilis (cabbage seed weevil)
Lineage: Eukaryota; Metazoa; Arthropoda; Insecta; Coleoptera; Curculionidae
Source: the annotation of a GenBank genome assembly